AUGGCUUCUCUAGAUUAUACUAUUAAUUUAUCAACAAAAAAGUUUGUAUUUAUCUGUAUAUUAACAACUAUUAUUGUUAAUAUAAGUUGGAAUAUAAUUAUAAAUACUGUUAAACGUUCCGAUUUUUGUCAAUAUAAAUGGAUUUUACAAAAUAUUAAAACAAAUUAUUUUGACUGUAACAUUGAAAAAGGAAUAUUACCAAAAAAUAUAAAACAAAAUUUAAGACAAAUUACAGAUGAUUUUCCAUUUAUGGAUACUCAAAUAAUGGAGAUUAAUCGUUAUUCAGAAUAUCGAGAUGAUAAAAUAUAUCAACCAUUAAUUAAUGUCAAAAAUGAUUUUGCAUUUAGUGAAAAUGAAGCUAAAGCUGUAUUAAUUGCAUCAAAAAAUUCUCGUGAACGAGGAAAUUUUAAAAAAGCUCAAGCAAUAAUUGAAAAUGCAUUAUCAAAAUCACCUCUACAUACUGAUAUUUUAAUGGAAUAUGGUAUAAUAUUAGAAAAAGAAGAAAAAGCUUUAAUUCGUCGACAACGUACAUUACCUAUUGUACAAAAAUAUGAUAAUAAAAUUUUAAAAGCUUUAUAUAAUAAACGUGAUGAAUUUUAUAAAAUUCGCAAAAAUAUUGGAGCAUUUAGAAGAGCACUUAAAGAAAGUUAUUUUCAACAUGUUUAUCAUACAGUUGCAUUAGAAGGAAAUACAAUGAGUUAUUUGCAGACACGAGCAUUCUUAGAAACAGGUAGAGCUAUUGGUGGUAAAAGUAUUUUUGAACAUAAUGAAAUACUUGGCCUUGAUGCAGCUCUAAGAUUUUUAAAUCAAUCAAAAAUAUCACUUGGAAAUAUUGGUUUAACAGAAAUAUUACAAAUACAUCAUAAAGUUAUGGCAUAUGUUGAUCCUGAUAGUGCUGGAAAAAUGAGAAAAAUACAAGUAUAUGUUGGUAGUUUUACUCCACCUUCACCAAAAUAUAUUGAAUCUGAGAUGAAAAAUUUUAUUGAAUGGUUAAAUGAUUAUGAUACAUUAGAAAUGGAUCCUGUUGAAUUAGCUGCAAUAGCACAUUAUAAAUUAGUAUUCAUUCACCCAUUUGUUGAUGGUAAUGGUAGAACAGCUAGAUUGUUAAUGAAUCUAAUUUUAUCAAGAUCUGGUUUUCCACCAAUUAUAAUUCCCCUUGAGGAAAGAUUAAAUUAUUAUAAAACAUUAAAAGAAGCAAAUGAUGGUGAUUUAAGACCUUUUAUUCGUUUUAUUUGUCAACAAACUGAUAAAACAUUACAGUAUUUCAUUGAUUCAACAAAAACAAAUCUUGAAAAAAAUGAUUUAAAUGAUGCGCAACUGAUACAGUAA
This is a messenger RNA of Strongyloides ratti, 1329 nucleotides long. Its product is annotated as Adenosine monophosphate-protein transferase FICD. Bases 1 to 1329 code for a protein of 442 amino acids. Lineage: Eukaryota; Metazoa; Nematoda; Chromadorea; Rhabditida; Strongyloididae. The transcript has 4 exons. The record is from RefSeq and is a predicted model, not a curated record.